CUUCCGCAGUCAGUUCUUCUUCUUCUUCUUCUCCAUCGCCAUGCCAGCGCUCCAAUCAAGAACACUCAUCCUCAUCACCUUCUCAAUCAAAUAGAUUCAUUCCUACGCUAUCUCUCUCUCUCUCUCUCUCUCUAUCUUUGUUUUUGGUGAUUUUCCUAUACACAAUUCAAGGCACAAGGUGUCCACGUCUUUCAGUACAAUCUACAGAUUAAGCAUUGUCGAAUUCAUCCAAUCUCCAUUUCUGAAUUUUCCAGAUCCACAAAACAAAGAUUUGAUUCACAGCUCUAGUGAUGUUUGAAGAAACAAUAAGCCAUCCCUGUGAAGAAAUUAAAGUGAGUUUUGGCUAUCAAUGUAAUAGAGAGUUAAGUGAUUCAUGUGACAUUCCAAAUGGAGGUGGAGGUGGUGGUGGUGGUAAACUACGAAGAACCAGCAGUUCUUUCUCUUGUCUCUCGGGUGCAGCCUUGAGUGCAAAUGCUACUCUGGCUAAUACAAAUAUGUGCCAUGGUUUUAUUGGAGCAGAGAUUCUUCCAAACUUGGACUCUCCAAAGUCAUUUAGAAGAAUUCCUUCUUCGCCUACACUUUCUAAGUUGGAUCAGUUGUCUUCUUCUCUUCACAGCUACCCAAGUUGUCCUUCCACCCCGAGUGACCUGACUGAAUGCGAUUCCUAUUUGAUAACAUCCAUGAGUGCUCCAUCCAGAAGUGAAGGUUUCCUUAAUGCUGUAGAGGUUGAAGUGGCAGGAGGUGCUGCAGGUGAAGAUAGGGUUCAAGCAGUUUGUUCUGAAGAGAAUGGAUGGCUUUUCUGUGGUAUAUAUGAUGGUUUUAACGGUAGAGAUGCAGCAGAUUAUCUUGCUGGUACUUUCUAUGAUACCAUUGGUUUAAACCUGAACAUAUUAGGUUCAGAACUGAAACUAGAUUCUGUUGAAGUUUCUGAAUGUCUAGAUCAUAUGGAGAACUCUGCUGAUAAAAACUUUUCACUUACACAUAUUGUACUUGACAGCCUCCGACGUGCUCUAUGCCAGGCUGAAAAUGAUUUCCUUCACAUGGUUGAACAGGAAAUGGAGGACCGACCUGAUCUUGUAUCAAUUGGGUCGUGUGUAUUGAUUGUGCUUCUCCAUGGUAAAAACUUGUACACCCUCAAUUUGGGUGAUAGCCGUGCUGUAUUGGCAACAUAUGAUGAUGGGAAUGGGAAAGUGACUAACAACCUUCGUGCUGUACAGCUGACUGAAAGUCAUACACUUGAUAAUGAAAUUGAGAGGACCCGUCUUCUUAUAGAGCAUCCUGAUGAUCCUGAAACAAUUGUAAGUGGAAAAGUGAAAGGAAAAUUGAAAGUCACAAGGGCUUUUGGUGUAGGCUACUUGAAGAAGAAAAAACUGAAUGAUGCAUUGAUUGGAAUUCUACGAGUUAGGAACCUUUUAAGCCCUCCAUAUGUGUCGAAUGAGCCAUACUUGAGUGUACAGAGGAUAUCAUAUUCAGAUAAUUUUGUUAUAGUUGGAAGUGAUGGUUUGUUUGAUUUCUUCAGUAAUGAGGAAGCUGUGGAAUUGGUAGAUUCUUAUAUGGAAGAAAAUCCUUCAGGGGAUCCAUCAAAGUUCCUGUUGGAGAAGCUUGUUGAAAGAGCGGCUAAUUCUGCAGGUUUCAGUGCAGAAGAAUUAUUGAGUAUUCCUGCUGGUUAUAGGAGGAAUUAUCACGAUGAUGUUACAGUGAUUGUGAUCAUUCUCGGGCAACAUAAACGCACAACAAAGGCAUCAACAUGCCUGUAAUUGUAAGUUCUUUUAAUUAAUUUUCAUAUAUAUGUAUUGUUGUGCAUGCAUGUGUAUAAUAACAAUAAUAAUAUCAUCAUAUAUAUGAUAUCUUCUCCAUCUCAAUGUGUUCAAAGUAAUAUUGCAAGUUGGGUGAGUGGAAAGUGCAAUAUAAAUCAAAUCAAAAAAGUGGUCAAAAUUUUGUGAAUCUUUUCAUUCUAUAUA
Impatiens glandulifera is the source of this 1961-nucleotide messenger RNA. Its product is annotated as probable protein phosphatase 2C 40. Gene Ontology annotation, molecular function: protein serine/threonine phosphatase activity. The coding region runs from base 291 to 1757 and encodes 488 amino acids. Lineage: Eukaryota; Viridiplantae; Streptophyta; Magnoliopsida; Ericales; Balsaminaceae. The record is from RefSeq and is a predicted model, not a curated record. The transcript has 3 exons. Gene Ontology annotation, biological process: protein dephosphorylation.